Molecule: messenger RNA, 5652 nt
Organism: Diaporthe amygdali
Lineage: Eukaryota; Fungi; Ascomycota; Sordariomycetes; Diaporthales; Diaporthaceae
Product: chromodomain helicase dna binding protein 1
Exons: 6
Coding region: 1-5652 (1883 amino acids)
Biological process (GO): negative regulation of transcription by RNA polymerase II; chromatin remodeling
Cellular component (GO): chromatin; nucleus
Molecular function (GO): ATP binding; ATP-dependent chromatin remodeler activity; chromatin binding
Source: RefSeq, a predicted model, not a curated record
AUGGACGAGUCGCAUAACUCCGACGAAGAAUUGCUGGCUUUGCUUCAGCCCCUGACGACGCCAGAUGAGUUCACCUUCGAGAGGCGGCUCCGUCAUUUCGCCGAUUCGUCCGAUGACGAUGUCGAUCAAGAGCCAAUUCCAGGGCCAGCGCCGCCUGCUCCCAUGGCUCCCAUGGCUCCCAUAACCACUGUGGCUCCUGUGGCCCCUAUGGCUCCUGCGGCGCCGAUGAAAGAGCCUAAUGGUGUUGCGAGCUUGCCGCCACCCGAAACGAACGGGCAUAAGGAGGACGAGAUCGGAGAGGCGCAGGACGAUGACGAGAUAGAGUAUGAGGCACCGAAACCCGCCCGCAAGAGCCCAGCCAAACGUCCAACCAGAAGCCGCGCAAAGCCCGUGCAAAGAAAGGAGGGCGGCGCCGAGUCGCCCUACGAGAGCGCUGCAGAACUCUUGAAGAGGUUCGCCACGUCUUCAGCCAAGAAGCGAGCCGAGUCCAAGUCAGACCCGGAAGACGACGUCGAAGUAGACGGUGGAAGUCAAGUCAAACCCGGGAAGAGGCAUACAAGGCGGUCGACCGGGGAGUCUACGGAUCUGGAGGCAGAAUCGCCAUCGGGAGGUUGGAAUUUUGAAGUCGUGAUCAAACCUUUGUCACCUUCAGCAACUCAAGAGUAUACCAAAGUGCCCCCGGGUGACGAAAUAUACCGUGUGUUGGAGGUUAUCAAAACAGAUGUUCCUCGGGAAUCGUGGCUGUUGGUGGAAUUUGAGGACGGCCGUGUAGACCAGAUCGCUUUUGACCAGCUUUCGAGCUAUCCAAACGGGCGUCAAGCUCUUGCGCACUUCAAAAAGCCAAAGACCAUGGAUUCUGAUCCAGACGAUUAUCAGAACAUUGGCUUCACAGGACGUCCAAAGAAGCGCAAGGCUUCUACCCAGGACCCUGACUACGAGGGCAAUGCAGACGCUGAUGAGGACGAGGCCAUGAUAGAUGCCUAUGAGGACGAUAUGGACGACGAUGACGAUGUCCCACUACAUCCUGGUCACCGUCGCAUCAAACAGAAGCUACGGAACAGCUCGUUUGGUCCCUCUUCUCGGACACGUGGCAGCGACCGUAAUCGGCUGUUCCAGCCACAGGUCAACUACAAUGAAGACGGCAACCAGUCCGGCGAUGAGUCCGACAGACAAGGCAGGAAUAAGCGGAGCUUGCGAAAGACUACUAAUCUUCUUCGGUCCAAGACGUCGUCUUCAAUAUUUGAGGAUGAUGUUGACGAACUCCAGAAUGAGGACGACGACGAUGGCGUGUUCAUGGUCAAGUCAGACCUCGUACCUGAGAGAAAGUCACGAAGACGUGGUGGCAAUACUCGAGGUCUUCGUCGCGGCAGACCCUCGCUCUUUGCCAAUCGGGAUGAUGAUGACAUCACUUUCGAGCCACCUCGGCGUUCGGACAGAAAGAACAAGACCAAUGUCGUGAUGGCUGAAGUCGGAUGGGAGGAGGAGACUUACGCCCCCGAAGAUGACAAAAUCCCAGCAGCUCCGAGGGUGUCUGGAGCUAAAGAAGCCUUCACGUCAAUCUCGGAUGGUCCGUUCAAACAGUCGCACUGCAACACAUGCGAUACCUGUGGCAAUGGUCCCGUUGCCCCAAAUAAAGGCAUCAUGGUCUACUGUCAGGGCUGCGCAAUGGCUUACCAUAAGACCUGUCUUGGGUUCCGCAGCACUCGAGACCAUCUCGUGACAAAGGUUGGACCGGAACAAUUCGUCCUACAGUGUCGGCACUGCAUUGGUGUUCGCAAGAAGAAAGAUAUCCGCGCUCCGAGCCUGGAAAUCUGCCAAGUUUGCCGGACUAAGGGUCAGGCAUGCGAUCCUUUCGCACCCAAGCGCACGGCUGUGCAAGAGCAGAAGCUGCGCGAAGAGAACGGCGGAGAGGACCCGAUUGUCCCAGUGGACCGAGAGCUCAUUAACAACGCUGCCAACGUCCUCUUUCGGUGCAUCGCUUGUCACUGCGCUUACCACUUCGAGCACCUUCCCUCGCCUAACAACCAUAGAAUCGUUGGAGGCGAUGUUCGAGCUGAUCGCUUGGCCAAGUAUUCCCUCCACUGGAAAUGCAACAAUUGCCUUGACAUGCCGAACAAGGUCGACACCCUCGUGGCCUGGCGGCCUAUGGACCGUGAUUCUUACGUUGCUGGCCAGACUACCCUGGAUCUGGUAGAAGAUGCCAAGGAGUAUCUCGUCAAGUGGGCGUCUCAGUCAUAUGCCCACUGCGAGUGGAAGCCCGGCCCUUGGGUCUGUGGAGCGACCAAUGGGGUAAUGCGCAAUGCCUUUCCCAAGCGCAACGACGGCGCGAACCUGCUGCCAAAAUUCGAUGAGAGGGACGCGAUUCCCGAGGAAUAUCUUCUUGCGGACGUUGUUCUAGACGUGCGAUACAAAGGCACCUUCAAGUUUGAAUCGAAGAAGACCGAUUUGGACAAGGUUUUUAUGAUAGACCAAGCCCUGAUCAAGUUCGAAGGCCUGGACUACGUUGACGCUGUUUGGGAUGAGCCUCCGGCCCAUGACUCUGGCCUUCGCUGGGACGCGUUUCUCUCGGCUUACAACGAGUUCCUCAAUGGCAAGCACUUCAAGUCUGAGCCCGUGAGCAACAUCAAGGAACGUCUUCGGAAAUUUCGACACCUAAAUUUUGACAAGGACGUCGCUUUUGAGGACGGCACGAACCCACCACCAACCCAGCCUAAAGGAUUGAGGGAAGGCAACACUUUGAUGAAGUAUCAAAUCCAGGGCCUCAACUGGAUUCUGAAUAGCUUCUAUGAGGAGCGCAGUGCCGUCCUGGCCGAUGAAAUGGGCUUGGGAAAGACGAUCCAGGUCAUCAGCUUGAUGGCGGCCAUCAGCCUGCAGGGUCCUCGGGCCUGGCCAUGGCUUAUUGUUGUUCCCAACUCGACCUGUCCAAAUUGGCGGAGGGAAAUCAAGAAGUGGGCCCCAGACAUGCGUGUAGUAUGCUACCAUGGUGGCAAGGAGCCGCAGCGUCUGGCAUACAAGUACGAGCUGUUUCCCAACGACUCGAAAGAUAUGAAAGCCCAUGUCGUCAUCAUGUCAUACGACUCCGCCCAGGACGAUCAGACCAGAACUCUUUUCAAAAACGUCCAGUGGAUCGGUAUGGUUGUCGAUGAGGGCCAACGGCUCAAGAACGAUGAGAACUUGCUGUACGGCGCGCUGCGUUCGAUGAGGGUCCCAUGGCGGCUGCUCCUCACCGGCACGCCGCUUCAAAACAAUAAGCGUGAACUUUUCAACCUUCUCCAGUUUAUCGAUCCGUCCAAGAACGCCGUGCGCCUCGACGAGCAGUACGCCGAACUUACCAAGGACAAUAUUACUGAGCUCCAUGAAAUGAUCAAGCCUCAUUUCCUUCGGCGCACAAAGGCCAGGGUCUUGAAGUUCCUGCCACCAAUGGCACAAAUCAUCCUGCCGGUCUCCAUGUCAAUUGUGCAGGAGAAGCUCUGCAAGUCGAUCAUGGAGAGAAAUCCUGAGCUGAUUCGCGCAAUCUUUGCGAAUACCAAGCUAAAAUCUAACGAGCGCAGCAGUUUGAACAACAUUCUCAUGCAACUGCGGAAGUGUCUUGGUCACCCGUUCUUAUACAGCCAAGCUGUCGAAGACAAAACCGUGGACCAGGAGACCAUGCACCGCAACCUUGUUGAGGCUUCUGCCAAGUUCGUUCUCUUAGAGCAGAUGCUUCCGAAACUCCACGAGUGUGGCCAUCGCGUGUUGAUAUUUAGUCAGUUUCUUGGCAUGCUUGACAUCAUCGAGGACUUCCUCACAGGCAUGGGGUACAAAUACCGCCGCCUUGACGGAAACGUUUCCAGUCUUGAGAGACAGAAGCGCAUCGACGCAUUCAAUGAGCCAGGCUCUGAGUGCUUCGCUUUCCUUCUUUCAACCCGCGCUGGUGGCGUUGGGAUCAAUUUGGCAACUGCGGACACAGUCAUCAUCCUUGACCCUGACUUCAACCCACAUCAAGACCUGCAGGCUCUGUCGCGAGCCCAUCGCAUUGGUCAGAAGAACAAAGUUCUUUGCUUUCAACUCAUGACGAAGGGCAGUGUCGAGGAGAAGAUCAUGCAGAUUGGACGAAAGAAAAUGGCCCUGGAUCAUGCGUUGGUCGAGAGCAUGGAUGUCGAACACGAAAAGAGCCCUGAUGCCGGAGAGGAUCUCGAGUCCAUCCUUAAGCAUGGCGCAGAAGCCUUGUUUAACGAUGGCGAAAAAGAACAAAUCAAAUACGACGCCGCCGCUAUCGAUAAGCUGCUGGACAGGACCGCGAUUCAACCGACGAACCAGACUGAUCGGGAAGAGGGAGAAGCCAAGAAGCCUCAAUUCUCUUAUGCUCGCGUGUGGCAAAAUGAUUCUGGUGACCUGGCAACCGACUUACAGGUGGAAGAGAACCCUGAUGUCCCCAUGAGUGUGUGGGACGAGAUUCUCAAGCAACGAGAGGAUGAGGCGAAACGAAGAGCCGAGCUCAACAAGGAGGUCCUUGGUCGUGGUGGUAGACGACGUCAGGCUGUCAAGUACACCGGCGAGACCAUCUAUGGCCUUGAAGACCAGCCAGCUGGAGGUGCCACUGAGCCGAAGCUGGACUCUGAAAUUGACGAGGACUUCAUUAGCAGUGAACACUCUGACAGCGAUUCUGAUGACGGUAAAGUUGAUUCUGGUACAAACUUACAAGGACAGGCAAAGAAAGGUACAGCUCGCGCUCGAAGACCUCCUCCAAAGAAGCCAACCCCAAAGAAGCAGUCUAACAAGAACACCCCCCAGCCAUCCCCAUCGAAGCGGUCGACCCCUCGAAAGCCGCAGACGCCACAGAAAGCCGUGACACCUCAAAAGGGCCAGACUCCUCGAAGCACCAAGGCCCAGUCCCAGCGAAAAGGCCGCGCGGCCGCCCAAGAAAAUACGUCGACGGCGAAGUCAAGCAACGCAAAACAGACCCCAAGCCCAGAACCCAGCGCAAAGGCCCAGCCAACGUCGACACCCACCAAAAUCAAGGGCAAGAGCAAGACUCCGGCCGCGGAGGGCAGUCAGAGAGAGGACAAUCCGGACGAGCGAAUGCAGAGGGUAGACCAGCUCCACCACACAGAGACCCAAACUUCAUCGUUGUCGCGCCUCCCGUCCCCUCAGGCCCCGGUGGACCAGGACCCCAAUACGCAACUUCUUGGCGGGGAGUUAGUCAAGGUGUCCAGCAACCACAACAGCCCCGACCCGAUACCUAUGCCGCCCAACAAUACCUCCGGGCACAGCAGCCUCACGCCGCUGUCCCGUACACCCACCCCAAUUUUGGCCCCGGCCCCGAGCAGCACGGAGAGUACGGGCAAUACGUCGCCGUCUACGGAGCACACCCCAACAACCAGUACAGCCCUCAGCUCCCGUUGUCAUGCGCUCCAACGGAACAAGCUCAGGCUUGCCGAUGCCUCGAGAUCAAUCAAGAGCAAGCUCGACUUGUUCCCCCACAGGAAUCUGAAGAAGAUCCCUCAGGGUCCAACGAAUCGGCAUCUGAGGAAGAAUCUGAGUCGGAAUCGGAGGAAGAGGCACCUGGAUCCAAUGUGGGUUCUGAGCAAGAAGGUGGCAGCCCUUUUUGCGUCGCUGACCAACAUUGCGAACAAGCACGUCCUUGUUCCAUCGUCUAUCGGCCAGUUCUGA